Molecule: messenger RNA, 2167 nt
Organism: Dendrobium catenatum
Lineage: Eukaryota; Viridiplantae; Streptophyta; Magnoliopsida; Asparagales; Orchidaceae
Product: DNA repair protein RAD5A
Molecular function (GO): hydrolase activity, acting on acid anhydrides, in phosphorus-containing anhydrides; ATP-dependent chromatin remodeler activity; ATP binding
Source: RefSeq, a predicted model, not a curated record
UCAAUGCGCGGCAUUAUUUUGCUAGUUCUUGUAGGCGGGAAGGAAGGGCGGUGUUUCCACAGAAAAAAAAGCGCGCCAGGCCUGUCGCCUUUUCGCGGCAACCGGCAUUGUUUGUUCCUCCACCUCCUUCACCCCCGAGAGCCGACUUCCAUGCUCCCUGUGGAGUGGUGUGCGGAGCCUGGAUUCUUCUACUCAACUCGCUGCGCUCCAUUCGCUUCCGCAGCUUAGGUUAGGGUUUCUUGCGAACUCUUCCUCUCCAUUUUUUUGUUCCACUUAUGGGAAGUAAGGCAUCGUACGAGCAAGUAAUCCUCGUUCAAUCCGUGUUGGGCGAGAAUUUUACCGAAAUGGACAUAAUCCGUGCUCUUCAUAUGGCUAACAACGAUCCCUCGGCCGCAAUCAACAUCAUAUUGGAUACCCCACAUCUUCGGCUUGUCGAGGAGAAGGGGAGUUCCGUCAAGAAAUCUCCAGCAGUUGCCAGUCGUGAAGCUGUCUCUCCCAGCGAAGAGUCUGCAGAGAAGCAAAACUUAUGUUCUAAUUUUCCUGUAGAGCUAGAUCCUCCUAUAAAUAGAUCCAUUGCACAGUAUGAAGCUCCUUCAAGUACAUAUGCUCCAGGCAACGAUGAAUGGUGGCUUCUGGGAAGUUCGGAGCUUGCUGGCCUCUCUACUAGCAAGGGGAGAAGGCUUAGGGCGGGUGAUCCAGUGACAUUCUCUUUCCCAUCGACUAUAAGUUCAAAAAUGUGCACAAAAUUUUCUGGCCGAGGACGUGCAGUGGCAUCUUGUUCGGAGAUUGUACGAUUUUCGUCCGAAGAACAUGGUGAGAUUGGUCGAAUACCAAACGAGUGGGCACGUUGCCUUUCACCUCUCAUAAAAGAAAAGAAGAUUAAGGUGGUGGGGUUCUGUAAAUUUGCUCCCGAUGUUCUUGGCAUCAUGGACACAAUUCUCUUGUCAGUCAGUGUGUAUUUGAAGAGUUCAAUGUUCCGCAAGAGUCAUCAAACAUCACUUAAGGUCACCAAUUGUUCUACUGAUGAAUCUACAAUUCAUCCACUCCCCACCUUGUUCAAAUUGCUGGGGAUAACUCCAUUUAAGAAGGCUGAGUUAAGCCCUGAUGAUUUAUAUGGUAAAAAACGACCCAUAGAAUCCAAGGACGACCUAAUAGAGCCUUCAUCAACUGCACCUGCUAAAAAAUUUAGGAAGUUACUUUCACAUGGAAGUAGAACUGAAAAUAAUCAAGCGAGCAUAUCAGAUUCUGAUGUAAAUAAUAUUGUGGGAAUUGGGGAUAGCUCAGAAUUAGAGGAAAUGGAUCCACCUGAAACAUUGUUGUGUGAAUUGCGUUCUUAUCAAAAGCAGGCUCUACAUUGGAUGCUGCAGCUUGAGAAAGGAAGAUGCUUAGAAAAGGGGUCGAGAACCCUACAUCCAUGUUGGGAUGCAUAUCGCCUUGCUGAUGAGAGGGAUCUUGUUAUUUACUUGAAUGCUUUUUCUGGCAAUGCUACUAUAGAAUUUCCUAGUACUCAGCAAAUUGCAAGAGGAGGAAUUUUGGCAGAUGCGAUGGGAUUAGGCAAGACCAUAAUGACCUUAGCUCUUUUGCUUGCUCACUCUGACAAAGGGGGAUCACCUACUUGUUCUUCAAUUCAGGACUCUAAUGAUGAUAAUAACAUCGGUAGCAGUAUUGAUAAGUUUUCUAGUGGUUCAAAAAAACCAGCAAGCAUCUCUGGCUUUAACAAAUUGAAAUCAAAAUCCAUACUGAUUCGAGGUGGUAAUCUAAUUGUCUGUCCUAUGACACUGUUAGGCCAGUGGAAGGCUGAGAUUGAGACACACGCCCAUCAAGGUUCCCUUUCUCUUUAUGUUCAUUAUGGACCUAGCAGACCAAAAGAUGCAAAGUUUCUUGCACAGAGUGAUGUUGUUCUGACUACCUAUGGCGUUCUGGCUGCAGAGUUCUCAGCUGAGAAUGCUGAAGACAAUGGUGGUCUUUACUCAGUUCAAUGGUUCAGAAUUGUGCUAGAUGAAGCACACACUAUAAAAUCAUCAAAGAGCCAAGUUUCUAUCGCUGCUACAGCUCUAAGUGCUGACAGGAGAUGGUGUCUUACAGGGACCCCCAUUCAGAACAAUCUUGAAGAUCUAUACAGCCUACUUCGAUUCUUACGGGUAGAGCCUUGGGGAAAUUGGGCUUU